This is a messenger RNA of Colletes gigas, 1027 nucleotides long. Its product is annotated as leucine-rich repeat-containing protein 26-like. The coding region runs from base 42 to 959 and encodes 305 amino acids. The record is from RefSeq and is a predicted model, not a curated record. Gene Ontology annotation, cellular component: plasma membrane. The transcript has 3 exons. Gene Ontology annotation, molecular function: protein binding. Lineage: Eukaryota; Metazoa; Arthropoda; Insecta; Hymenoptera; Colletidae.
UCGUGACGAACCGUCGAGAGCUGCCACACACGCCACUCAGAAUGCGCUGCGCGUCGUUUUUUGGUCUGCUGUGUAUUUCCAGGUACAUCGGUGUCGUGCUCGCGAUAUGCACCGUGAGCAAACACGAGAAAGAUCCCAGCGAUCGUAUACAAUGCUCGAACGUCACCAUGAACGAGGUGCUGAAUCAAACGUCGACGGACGUGUCGGCGAUAAUGAUCUUCAACUCGAAUCUGCGAUACAUCUCCAAGGGAGCGUUCGCGAAGUACGCGAGAAGCUUGCAAUCGUUGAACAUUCACAAGUGUGAGAUGCGUGACAUAAACUCGGACGCGUUCGAGCAGCUGUCCAACUUGAGGAAGCUCAGCCUGCCCCUCGACAACAUAACGGAAACGAAGGUGGAAUGGUUCAAGGAUCUGGUCUAUCUGGAGCAACUGGAUCUGUCCUUCAAUCGGAUCACCGUGCUCCAGCCAGCGAUUUUUGCCAAACUGCCGCUCCUCAAGCGCCUCGACGUCAGAGAAAACCGUCUGACAUGCUUGGAACCGACCGGGUUACCAGGAGGCAUCGAUAAGCUGUACUUCUUUGGGAAUCCCCUGACUUUCAGGUGUCGUGGAAAGCUGACUCUGUGGAUGCGGGAUCACGGCGUGAGCUACAAGACCGAGCACAGCGAGAAGGAGAUGUGGUUGGACAAGCUGCUUUGGCGCUGCGCCAUGGACGACCCGGUCGUUGCCGAAUCCGAGGUCCUGAUGAAAGAAUGCGUUAUCCUGAAUCUAUUCAGCCAGCUACGAACGGGCCUGAGCACUGCGGUAUCCUAUCCACUGUCCGUGUCCGCGGAGUGCGCGAACAUGAGGAAUCUUUUAACGAGAUGCAUAGAUAACGAGACACGGAAAUACACGACGAACACCAAUGGAAACAUGAUCAAACAACUCCUGCUAUAUUUGCGUAGCGCCAAGUCAGUUGUCUGAGAACCGAGUUUGUACAUAAUUUCUAAUUUACCGGCUCGCGCUAAAUUGUGUAUGUUCCUACAAGAUGU